Molecule: messenger RNA, 3207 nt
Organism: Neoarius graeffei (lesser salmon catfish)
Lineage: Eukaryota; Metazoa; Chordata; Actinopteri; Siluriformes; Ariidae
Product: C2 domain-containing protein 2
Exons: 14
Coding region: 235-2202 (655 amino acids)
Source: RefSeq, a predicted model, not a curated record
GUGUAUAGGAAGUGAUGUGGUAACUUUUUGGACAGAUGUGUUAGCUAGCAGGCUAGUAAGGAAAGAAAGAAAAGAAACCACAGACGAGAUGAGCGCUGAAGAACACAAAGCGGCGUUGGUGUUAAUGAGCUCGGAGAAAAGCGGAGAGUGCUGACAGCUCGAGUUCGGAUGUUAUUGGCAUGUUAGCGCGGAGUUAGCGGGCUAACGCUAGCUGAGGGAGUUGUUUGAGGCGCCAUGGUGCUCGCGAGCGGCGGUGUGUCCGAGUCGCUGCAGUGGCUGUGUCUGGUGACGCUGUUCCUCGCCUCACUCGUGACUUUAAUCAUCUAUUUAGUGCAAUAUUUCGGUGUUUGCGGGAGCGGGACACGAGUCGGGAGGGAGGAGUGUGAGGAAGCAGAGCGGCUGUUGAGCUGGGUGCUGGAGCUGAAGAGCUGGAGGACGGAGUGGAGGAGAGCCUGGAUCCAAGCCCUCAACAACCACCACCGCUGCAGUACACAGGGAGCAAUCCAGCUGGUGUUUGAGGAGGAUGGUGUUCAGUCGUCAGAGCUCAGCGUUCACCACAUCUCCAGUUUUAACAGAUCACCUGGACGCAAGGAUGUGCAGUGUGAGGUGACUGGAGACAAACUGCAGUUUUCUGUCAGCGCUUGUCCAAACUCUGGCUCUACUCGCCCUCCUCUGAGAUAUAGCGUAAAAAUCUCACCACUACAGCUGCAGCUGGCCCUGCAGAUGACAGAGGUAGAUGGAGAAGUUCAGAUUACAUGGGGGCUGCAACAGCUGGACCUGACACACCUGCAGCUCACACCCAGCUACACACAGGGAGAAUCAGUGUAUGUGAGUGAAGCUGCAGCUAAGAGCUGCCUUCAGCAGGUUCUGUGUGAAACGCGAGCCUUAGUGACACUGAGCAGCCGGACUGCGCAGCCUACAGAGCUGAAGGAAGUGAGGAACAGGAUUUCGGAGGUCUCCUCUCCCCCCAAACCCCCUCGCGCUCACCAGUGGAAACUCUUAGUGAAGAACAUCCGGGUCACGUACAGCCAGGAGAAUGGAGCUGCAGGUAGUGUAAGUCCUCAAUGUGUCCUGCAGUUAGAUGAUCCUCCUCAGAAAUUGUCCACCUCAGUGCUGAGUAGCACAAAUGACCCAGUGUGGGAUCAUCCCUUUAUCUUUGAACUUAGCGGCAGGUCGAAGGAGUUGAACAUCCAGCUGUUGGAUCAUGGGAAACCUCCAGAAAGCUGUGUGCUCGGUCAGGUGUGUGUGCCUUUUAAUCUGGUUAAGAGGAGCCCGAGAGGAGAGCACACUUUCACACUGAUGAACACACACCAAGUAAUUGGAUCACUGACUACUGAGUUGUCCUAUCUGGAGCCAAGUGAAGUGCGCACUUGGCAGCCUCCUACUCCGGCGCCUACCAAACGAGUGGAGAUGGACAGAACCGUGAUGCCAUGCGGUACCGUCGUCACCACCGUCACUGCGGUGAGGAGCAGACCGGGACGUCCACUUCUGACAGAAUCGAUUAAACCUCCAGCCAAAGCUAAGCUGACGGAGAGGCGGGUGUCUGAACAGUCCUCAGUGCUGGGAACUAAAGUCAGCAAAGCCUUAUCUUCAUCAGAUACAGAGCUGCUGAUGCUGAACGGGACUGACCCGGUGGCUGAGGCUGCGAUCAGACAGCUGUACGAGUCGGCGAAGCAGAAACUCAAAUCUCCUGUCAAAAAGAGCACCAUCAUCAUCUCUGGGGUGGCAAAGGCGCCUCUAUCUCAGGACGAGGAGAUGACUCUGAUGGCCGGCUACGCUGCUGCGAUGGACGCCUCCAUGGCUGAAUCGCCUGAGUGCACAAGCCAGGAAACGGAGACUCUCUCUGAGCACUGCGUCUCGUACGAGACUGAUCCGUUGGAGGGUCCAAGCGGAACAGAUUGGGAGAGUCAGACUGGAGAGAAAUUGGACAAAGCCUCGCUUUCACUCUGUGUCUCUGAGACCGGAUCCAAAAAGGGGAAAGGCAGCUUCCUCCAUAAAGGCGCCCGGCUAUUUUUCAGGCGCCGACAGCAGAGGAAGGAGCCGGGGAUGAGUCAGUCCCAUAACGACCUGCAGUACCUGGAGCAGGCCGAGGAGAGACGACGUACAGCCAGCUUCAAGCACAUCAUCAACCGCAAACUGCUGCACAAAAACAAGAGCAAAGCCAACGGCGUCCAGACGCCAGACCUCCAUCACCCUCACUAACACCUACACACAACACAACACACACACACACGCCUUCACUAACACCCCAACACAUACACCCUCACACUCUCUCUGUCCCCUAAAAUGACACUUGAAUUCUAAGGACGCCAACAGCGUUAUUCUAGUACUAAUCCGGAUAGACACGCUGAUCCACAUGCUAAUCCUUGCGCUAAUCCUCAAAACUGCGUAUCAGAAGGGCGUCCACGAUACGUAACAAAGUCACGCGCUACAGGUGGGACGAUAUAUUGGGAUGACGAUGUCCUGAGAUCUGAAGCUGUUAUAUCGUUACUCUCCGUCUUCAUAUCCAUCCUCAGCGGAUAUUCAUGCUAACAGGUUUCUGGGUGAUCUCUGGAUAAAAUGAUGAUAAUCCAAAUACUAAUCCUGUGUGCUAAAGUGCAUCAUAAUCUGAUCAUGGCCUUUCUGUUAAAGAUGGCUGCCUCGAAACGUAAAUAAGAGGUCUGAAUGUUAGACAUGUAAAUAUAUAUAUUGGUUUGCACAUUUGUUUAUAUUCAGACUGUUUGGGAAAAUAGCAAAACUGAAGAUGAGGAUGAGUUGUGCAGCUUUGUAAUCUUUUUUUUUUUUUUUUUAAACGAAAAUAAUGGGGGAAAAAUCUGUCAUAUAAAAUGAAAAAUCUGACGCACAUACUACCCUGGUCGCAUUUAAUUAAUUUUAAUGAUCAAAACGGCACCUCGUCUCGCUCUGCGUUCACACGAGCAAUUUCGUGUUGUCACUUCCGGGUCAUCUCCUGUGGGCGGGGCCUGUCCAGUCUGUUAGAACAAGAUUAUAAAUAAUAGAAGCCAACAUAUACACCAUCUACUGUACGCUUUAUACACAUCUUAGCGUUACUGGUGUUCAAAAAUGGUCUUGGGCUAUAUAGCAACAAUGUCUCCAGAAUUAAUGGCACCCUUCAUCAUCAUCAUCUCAUCUCAUUAUCUCUAGCCGCUUUAUCCUUCUACAGGGUCGCAGGCAAGCUGGAGCCUAUCCCAGCUGACUACGGGCGAAAGG